UUUCUUCACACUGUGUAGCUCGGAACGAACAUAACGAGACUCGAGAGUCCCUGUUUCAUUACGGUCGUAUUGUGUGUGGCAAACUGGAAGUCAGCUCUAUCAGUAAAAAAAGAGUGGCCAUAUUCGUCUUCUCGCGUUCGAGUCGAUUCUAUUUUGCUCGAAGCGCUCCCUAAUCUUUUGAGUCAAAUACGCAAUCGAGUGACAAACGUGCGUGAAAAGUUGUGCAAAAAAGUUUCCCCUUGUUGCAAAGUUGACCUUUCGCGAGUUUCUACGCCAGAUUAGGACCCAUUUUGUGUGUGGAGAAAGUCUGCUGCCCGUGGAGUGUAUCCCCUCUGCUACAGGGGGGACAGAGUUUUUCGAGUUGAUUUGGAUAGCAACAGGAGAGGUGGCGAUAGUGGUGUGCGUAUCUGUGUGUUAGUAGUGUGCGUUGAGUAGUAUAACCAGCAAAACGACGACGAAGAGUGUGAAUCAAAUCGCUGAGAAGAAACCAGAAGAAUCCAAUCCCAUCGGUAAUAGCAAGCGCGAGCAAGAAGAAAAUCAAGAAAAACACGUCCGAUGAGAAGAAGAAAUAUAAUUUUUCAGUGUUGUUGUUCGAAGAAGAAGUGAGAAGUAAAACCCGUCAAGAUUGCUCGGUUAGUGGAGGAGAGGAGCAUCGAGAUCCAACCAAUAAUUCUCCAACAAUAGCAGCGACUGCAGCCUCCGCCGCCGCCGCCCGUCCAGAUAACAGCAAACAAUGUCGAUGGACAACCGGAGCUCGUCGGCCCUGUUCAAGCGGGCCGAACAGCUCAAGCGCUGGGAAGAAUCGGAAACGAACAAGCACAGUGGCGUCCCGAAGAGUCCCUCGCUGAGGCGAAUCAAAUUCUCGUCCGGAUGUAUCUUCCUGGCGGCUUGCGUCGCCGGCGACAAGGAGGAAGUAUCGCGGCUGCUGGAAACCGGAGCCGACAUCGACACUGCCAAUGUGGACGGACUGACGGCACUGCACCAGGCUUGCAUAGAUGACAACCUCGAUAUGGUGGAAUUCCUAGUACAGAACGGAGCUGAUGUGAACAGAAAAGACAACGAAGGAUGGACCCCCCUGCAUGCUACAUCUUCCUGCGGAUUCCUUAGUAUAGCCCGCUAUCUGAUAGAGAAUGGUGCCGACCUCACGGCGAUCAACAGCGACGGCGAGCUAGCGCUGGAUCUAGCCUGCUCGGACGCGAUGGAGGAUCUAAUCCAGCGACACAUCGACGAGCAGGGCAUAGACUGCGAGGACGCUCGCCAGGCUGAGGAGAAGAUCAUGCUGAGCGACGCGAAACGGUGGCUGCGCAGCGACAGUACCGAUUGUGAUAAACCCCACCCGAAGACGGGAGCUACCGCAGUUCACGUGGCUUCCGCCAAGGGUUACAUCAAAGUACUCGGGCUUCUGCUGGACGGCCGGGGAGACUUUGACAAGCAGGACGUGGACGGGUGGACGCCGCUGCAUGCGGCCGCCUACUGGGGCCAGAAGGAAGCCGUACAGAUGCUGCUGAGCGCCAACGUGGACAUUGACAUCCAGAACUACAGUGGCCAGCAGGCCAUCGAUAUCGCACAGAAGGACAUUGUGCCGCUGCUGGAGGAGGCCCGAAAGAACUUCAAGCGGCCGAAGCGGCGCCCUGCUAGUCAGAGAAUUACGGAUACUAUUGAAAAUAGUAUCGAGACGCCUACGAAGGUCAUCCGAGUUGAAGUCAAACCAAUCGACAAUAAAGAGAAAGAAGAACUCGUCAGUGGGAGUGAAGCAGACGAAGAAGAGGAUGAAGGUGAAAAUGAAGAAAGUGAAAUCAGCGAAGCCGAUCAAGACGAUGAUAUGGAACUGGAAGAAUCAGCGGAGGAAUUGGACGAACCUAAGGAAUCUGAGGUAGAUGAAGAGGAGGUCGUCCAUGAAGGAGAGGAAGAGGAAUCAGGAGAGGAGGAGGAAGCGGAAGAGGAAGAAGAGGAAUCGGAGCCAGAAGCCAGUGUUUCAUCGAUAUCUUCGCCGUACUCGUCCUCCAGUAGCAGCAGUAGCACCUCGGCCGAAAGCAGUAUGACCGAUUCUGAAACAGAAGAGAUCUGCAAACCUGUUCCGAUCAUUUCUCGACCGGUACCGGUACCAAUCGCCGAACAGAUUAUUGUGCCGAAGCCACGCGAUGGAACGCAGCUGCAGCAAGCGGUGGUAGCCCCACCGUCCGUACCGUGGCGACGUCCACGUGCCAUCCCGACGCCAAUUCCCACCGCUGAACAUAUGCUGCUGCAGCAGGAGUAUCUCCGGAAGUUGCAGAGUGCCAAUGACGCUAGUCGUUAUGAUCAGAAUCAAGUUCCUGAAAAAGAGAAUCUACCGACCGAACCCGAUGUGAUACUGCGACGGACGCAAAGCUUCGAGAGCGAUGAAAAAUUCUACCAAAAGUACGUUGAACUGCGGGCACGGAUACAGGCCAACUCGUGCCCCAUUCUGCCCAAUACGAACCCAGCCAAUGUGAAAACCGCCGCCAGCAACUUGCACGUACAAAGGUCAGCCUCGCUCAAGGACCACCGGACGCUAAGGAAAGCCUCCAGCAACCUUGUGCUGGGCAGCACCGGUUCUGCAACGACAAAUGUGCAAACAACGACCCCACAGUCUGUUCCAUCACCACCAACUAGUCCCACCAGUACGCCGGUGUCGGCCGCACCCAGCGCUGGACAGAUUCGAAGUCUCACAUCUGCGAACAACCGACAAACAACGACAACAUCAUCAAAUCACACGAUCUACAGUACCACCCCACCGGUCAUGGAAGUCAUCACUGUCACCACCACAAGCAACAGCAUCAAUAAUAACAGCGAUUCCACCUCUGUCAUCACAACCACCAGUGGUAGUAAUAAUGCGGUCAACAAAAAUCAUAGUCUGUUUGAACUCAAUCGAAAAUAUAUUGAACAAGCCCAGAAGACAAAAAUCAAUAAUGAGCGCAAUAAAUUUCUUUCGUCACUCAACGAGAAGAGGCAACAGCAGUUACUGCGACAGCAGCAGCAGGAAGCACAACAGCAGCAACAAAAAGCGAAAUUAUCGCCGGCAACGGAACAGCCGCCAACCACAAAAUCCGGCCCCGCAGAAAAAGAACCGCCGGUGCCGCCGGAAGCUAAUGCAACCGUUAAGACGGUAACCGCUGUAUAUGCUGGCCCUGCCUCCAACGCAACAACAUCUCCUACUACAACAACAGCAAACACCACCACAACAAGUCCAUCGCCACCGUUAGCGCCUUCGACGAACAAACUUUCGCCGGGCAAUAUUUUCAAAAACUUCUUCAAAUCUUUCGUUCCACCGGCCCGCGACGAGGAAAGCGAAACGCAGCGGAAGGCUCACGCGAAGCGAGUCCGCGAGACGCGACGCUCGACGCAGGGCGUCACACUGGAUGAGAUCAAGAGCGCCGAGCAGCUGGUCAAGAACAAGAACUCCACCAGCGGAAAUAGCGACCCAGCUGCCACCACCUCAUCCGCAGUCACCGCUACAACAAACACAACCCGGAGUCGCACAAUCGCAUCCCCAUCAGCUCCCAUCAACGAUCGGGUACCGUCGGUGGAUGCCAGCGGCGAUAGUAGCGCUACAACUGAGGUAAGCCCAAUCACAAACACUACCGGAAGCAGGAAAACCCCAACCUCGGCAGCAACGGCUGGUAGUCCAAGUAUCUGUGAUCAACAGGUAUCUGCCAGCUUCACGAUCAGUCCUCCUCCCUCCAGUAGCAUGUCCACCACUGCCACUAUCAAGCCUCUCCGGGGUGAUGGUGGGGGCGGUGGUGGUGGCGAAGGUGGAGGAGGCGGCGACUGUACUUCGAAGAAUAAGGAUGGCAGCAAAAUUAGCGUUUCAUACACAAUCGCCACGCCGAGGCUUAGCAGCAGUAAUACUAUGACCAGUCACAGCAGCAGUAGCUGUGAAGCCGUCCCCCCGACUGCCAAAGAAAUUGAUAAAGAAGAUAUACCGACGGUAACGGCCACCUUCAGCGUGCCCAGCGCCGCCACCACGAAUAACAACAAUCCUAACAGUAGUAACAAUAAUUUUAACAAAAAGACUGAUACCGACGAGUUAACGAAAACGAAGCCAACGAUAGGCGACUACUCGAUUAGCAGUACACCAGCUUCCUCCGCCUCUGUGACCGCUACUAUUCGGACCCCGAGCAGCGUGUACAGCGCUGGCAAACGGUCGCUGUUCGAUAUAGACAACGCGAACUCGCUCACGCUAGCGGAGAAACUACGCCAGGAGGCUAACAAAUACGCUGAAAGUGACAAGGAAAACUUCAUCAGCUCGAAGGUUUCAACGACCGGAACUGCUACCACCGCGGCGAACAGUAGCAGCGGUCUGCCGACGGCCGAAGCGCCCGCAACGAUCAAAAGUGAUAUUACCGCCUCGAAUAUAACACCGGCAGCCGCCAGCGAAGGCACAGUAUCGCUGCGUAAGGAUACUAGUGCGCCUUCGUCUCCACUGCACCAUCAACAGCAACAGUCGACCCUAGCCGAACGGAGGCCCUCGUGGCGGAUGAAGGUAGACCAUGGAGCCAAGUUCAAACUGGAGGACGCCACCGCCGCACCCGUCAGCACAUCCGCGACGAUUACCACCAACACCAGCAACGCCGUCACUGCCCUGGAUUCUGCAAACAAUCGGCAGCAGCAGAAUAGUGAUUUCAACUCGGUAUCUUCAGUGGCGCAACGCAGACACAACGGUGAUAGCAGCAACCUAACGGCACCCCGUCCAGCGUCAGCCCCGGAGAUUGGUUCUUCAGCCGACAUUAGUAGCAGUCAGCCCCAGCAGAACGAUGCCAGUUUGCAUCUGCGGAGGCCACUGAAAACCAGCGAGGAGAACAAAGAGAAUGACAAGGAAAACGAAAACCGCAGCAGUGCCCAGGCAACGCAGGCGGUUAUCCAGAGAAGGAGGCGUCCGAAGCGGCGCUCCACCGGUGUGGUGCACGUCGACAUGGAGGAUAUUGAUCCCGAGCGACAAGAUUCUCCUGUCGAUGGCGAAGAGAAGGAGUCCGGAACGGAGCAAGCCGCACGAUCGCGUGUUGGUUCAACCGCCUCUGAGCUAGCGGCGGCCAACCAGAAGGACGCGGAAUCCAAGGAGAACGGUGGAGAUUUCAUCGACUACAAAACUCUCUAUGAACAGGCCAAAGCCGAUAAUGAUAAGCUUAAGGGCACGCUUAGGAAAAAGGAUGAGGAAGUGCUAAGUUUGAAGGCAGCGCUCGACAGGUUCACAACCGCGACCACCAAGAACAACUCACUAUCGGAGCUCGAGAAGCGAGAGAGACGAGCGAUGGAGCGGAAAAUGUCAGAAAUGGAGGAAGAGCUGAAGCUACUGCAAAAAUACAAAACCGAGAAUGAACGUCUACGCGCAGAGAACCGCGCCCUCACUCGGGUAGUGUCGAAACUAACGACCUCGGCGCAGAAUCAGCUGCACAGCAAACAAUAGUGGUAGUAGCGGUAGUAGUAGUAGAAGCAGCAACGGCAACAAUGGUAGUAGUAGAAGAAGUAGUAGCAUUGCAGCAACAAUAUAUACUCGUGAUAUGGUAAUUCUGUUGCAUACCGAACGAAGAACGUCGCACGAAUUUUGUUCGUAACUAAAAAUAUAACUAGUAAACUGAAUCAUCAUAUAUAAUACAUAGUUAGUGGCAUUUUUCGAUAAUAUCAAAAGCUUUAAAUCAGGCACCACCAACCAACCACAGAUAAUCGUUGUUAGUGUAAUUUUUUUCAAAAAAAACAAUAGCAAAAUAUUGUAACUGUUUCCUAGCCAAAAAAUAUUGUAAAAAUCAAUAAAGGAAAAAAUUAAACAAUAGUGAUACUAUAUACAUAACCAAUGAGUGCUAAAAUGUGUAACGUGUAAGCGUUUUCGAGCGUUUUGUGACGCGCGCUUCCACAAGGAUUGCCCAGAAUUACCUUUCGAAGCAUAGCGAGGGAAAGAUAACGUGCGUCCCGCACAUCGUAUAUUGGACAUCGACUUUACGAACAACGAGCGCGCGGUUACCGCCUCCUUCCAUAACUCAAUGUCAACGAAGAAGAAGAAGUACUAGAACAGAUAAAAUUUCAACCGAGCGAACCGAUAAUCCCGCGCGAAUGAGAGAUCUCAGAUAGAAAAUCGGAAUUUGUGCAACUGGAAGCCCUCAAGACGGAGAAUCAGCGCCUGAAGGACGAGAAUGGAGCGCUCAUUCGUGUAAUUAGUAAGCUAAGUAGAUAGAGCUAAGGCAGUCGCCCGAAAACGGAAGGGCGAAACGAGGAAACUAGAAACUAAAUUUUACAACUUCACACUCAAAAGCGGAAAACGGAAAGCGAACAAGUAAAAUCAACCAGAAUGACUAUAAAAAUGAUUUUAUCAGUAGUUAACAAUAAAGACGAGCAUGAAGAGAAGGGGGGAAAAUACGAAGAACAUCUAUACAAAAUUUGUCGUACUGACACAGACAUCAAGCGGAUACUCUGGAUACAAAACACACUCUAUUGUAAAAUAUAAAAACAAAAGAAAGUUAAUGCAAGAGAAAAAUUGUCCUAUCGUCUGCAACACAAGUUAAACUAUUUAUAAGCAAAUUUAGAAGAACGGAAGCUGUUCCAGCUGAAAACAUGAUUUCAUUCGUUUUUUUCUUUCACGUUGAUAUUUCCCGAAGAGAGUCUUCUUUUCUUCCUAUUCGAGGCAUUUUCUGUUUUUUGUUAGAUUUGCGAAUGUGCUUUCGUUGCCCUUGAUUUAAGGAAAGCUCAUUUUUCUGGAAAAAAAUAAAAAAAACCCUAAAGGCCCAACCAUUCGGUUUUGGUUCAAUGAAGGGGCAUCCCUUGCAAAAACUUUUAAUCGAAAAACUAGUAUGAAUGUAUUAGGAGUAAGAAGAAAAAAAACAUGAACUUACGAAAGGUAUAUUUAUAGAUUUAUAACAAUCAUGUAACAUAUUUAUAUUUAUACAGUGUUUAAAAAAGAGGUAACAGAGGGUUAACCAUAAUCAUCAUCAUCCUGUUGGUCACUCCGAGAGAGAGCAUUUUCCUCUUAAAUGAGUAUGAACCAGUUAUCAAAGAAAUCAACUAAAACAAAACCACGGAUUUGAUCUCCAUUGGCUCGUAUUUAGCAACUAAACAAACUUGUAGUGUAGAAUGAUGUUCUGCGAGACGUGUCCUAACGUUUCAUCACCCCCCCAAAACUAUGGUCACUGCUUUCCCCUCCUAAUUGUUUUUGCAUGGUUCUCUUGCAAUUUUAUUAUUACCUGUUAGAGAGGUGUUAGUGUUUAGGUUAUGUGCAGCGCAUAAAUAAUAUGGUGACAAACCGGUGGCAUUUGAUUUUUCUCAGCAUAGUUGGCCCUACACAGCUACUGACCUGUUGUUAAUCGAAAAGAGGGGGGUGUUUUUCGCUCUACUGUUAGAAUAAUCUCCAAUCUCACAUUACACACAGUGCUACUAGAGAUCGCGAUAGUGACACAUACUGAUCCCUUUCUUUGAUACCGUUGUUGUUUUUUUUUCUUUGUUUAUUUCCGCUCUGUGUAAUAGGGAUAGUUUUGUUGAUAUAUGUAUCCAAUAAGAGCUUGUCUCUCAUCAUGUGUGUAGCUCACGACAGCAAAACCUGUUCAGGCGACAAACGGAACACUAUUUGUAUGUUAUUAUUGUAUCAUCUAAAUUUAGUUGAUAGUAAGUUUUCACUUUAGUCGUUCAAUGUGUACUGUAGAACAAACACACACACGCAAGCAUACUGAAAGUACUUCUCCUCUUGAUUAUUAUUACUAUUAACAUAGUUAUUAUUACGAUUAUUAUCAUUACGUUGUACUUGUCAUCAAUAUAAGUAAAAACACACAAACGGCCCACACACCCAUUCAUUGUAACUUAUGUUUAUUACAAAAAAAAAACACUAUUAUUAUUUUUUAUAAUUAUUAUUUUCAAAAAAUGAGAAAAAAGUUAAAUACAGGCCAGAAAAACAUUAA
Messenger RNA from Toxorhynchites rutilus septentrionalis, 7895 nucleotides. RefSeq names its product protein phosphatase 1 regulatory subunit 12A-like. Gene Ontology annotation, cellular component: cytoplasm. The transcript has 21 exons. Gene Ontology annotation, molecular function: enzyme inhibitor activity; phosphatase regulator activity; protein kinase binding. NCBI's taxonomy places the organism in Eukaryota, Metazoa, Arthropoda, Insecta, Diptera, Culicidae. The record is from RefSeq and is a predicted model, not a curated record. Bases 734 to 5422 code for a protein of 1562 amino acids.